UGAGUCGGGCCAGUUUAGAUGCUAAGAUCAGCUAGCGUCUGGUGCUAAUCAAAUCGCUUGCAACUCAAUUGAAAUGGAUGCCGUGGCCAAAGCAGACCGCGUCCCCAGACCCCAGCUCAGUCAAUUGUCUUUGGCCAGUCGAGCUUUAUAGUUGGACACAUCACACACACACACACUCUGGGACUUAGCAUCGAGUCUGUCGGCGUAACGCUUCCAUGGAAUUUGCAUCAGCCACAUUUGGCAUACAAAAACUAAUAGAAAUAACAAAAGUAAAAAUAAACCUAACCGUAUCUAACGAAUCUGUCAACCCUGAACCGCAUUUGCAUCGAUCCGAUCACUUUCUGGCACUGUCACGACUAUAAAAUGAGCCCCAGUUCCCCGAAAGUCAUCAAGCAACUGAGCGCAGCGGAACGUGAAGAGUUUUUCGAUUCCUUUGAUGUCGUUUUCUGCGAUUGCGAUGGUGUUGUCUGGUACACGCUGCGCGACUUUAUACCCGGCUCGGCACAGGCCAUUGGGGAGCUGCAGCGUCGUGGCAAACAGCUCACCUUUGUGACCAAUAACAGCAUCAGCUCCGUGGAGGAGCAUAUGCGAAAGUUCGCCAAGCAAGCGGCAUUGCAUAUUGACCAGCAACAGAUUGUGCAUCCGGCGCAGACCAUUUGCGAUCAUCUCAAGGCCAUUGGCUUUGAGGGGCUCAUCUAUUGCCUGGCGACGCCGCCCUUUAGGCAGCUGCUGUGUGAUGCGGGCUUUCGUCUAACCGAGGAGCGCGAGGGUCUAAUCAUCAAGAGCCUGGGAGAGCUGCACGAGGCCAUCUUUGGCGGGGAGCCCGUGCAGGCUGUCAUUAUCGAUGUGGACUUUAAUCUGACGGCGACCAAGCUGAUGCACGCUCAGUUUCAGCUAAAGAAUCCCAACUGCUUGUUCCUGGCCGGCGCUGCCGAUGCGCUAAUACCCUUCGGUGCCGGCGACAUCAUUGGACCUGGCGCCUUUAUUGACCUUGUCGCCCGGUCCACUGGCCGCCAGCCCACGGUGCUGGGCAAGCCGGGCGAGGCGCUGCGUCAGCUGUUGCGCCAGCACCACGGCCACGUGCCAGCCAACCGAGUGCUCUUCAUCGGCGACAGUCUAGCCAGUGACAUUGGAUUUGCGCGCGCCAGCGGCUAUCAGACGCUGCUGGUCCUCACCGGCGGCAGCAGCAAAGCGGAUGUGGCCAGCCUCUCUCCGGGCCACGCCCAUAUGCCCGACUACAUAAGCGACUGCCUGGGCGAUAUUUGCGGCAAGUGAGAUAAACUAAUGGAAUAAACAAAUACGAAUACUUAUUCUAUAUACUGUAUUGUUUUAAACAUAAACAGCUCAAGUAGAUCCCUUGAAGCCAAUAAAGUGCAUCUAUAUAUAUAUA
Molecule: messenger RNA, 1390 nt
Organism: Drosophila virilis
Lineage: Eukaryota; Metazoa; Arthropoda; Insecta; Diptera; Drosophilidae
Molecular function (GO): phosphatase activity
Source: RefSeq, a predicted model, not a curated record